GAAGGAAGGCAGAAUGAUCCUGUGGAAGGACACUGUUCUGGGAACUGGCCAACUUGACUUGCAUUUCCAGCUCUGCCGUUCUCUGAGUGAAGGAUGCCGAGGAAGAAGAAGCCCACAGAGGGCCUGGACUCUCGAGGUCAGGAUGGGGACGAAGAGGAGGAAGAGAAGAGGAACCCAGCCAACGCCAAGAAGAAGCGCAGUUUUGUGGAUGCGUUUAUUGUUAUAUCUGACAGCGAUGGAGAGCAGGAGUCAAAGGAGGAGAGUGGAUUGCAAAAGAAGAGAACAAAACAGCAGCUGGAUAGAACGAAGUUUGCUGCUAAGAGAAAAAUUGCACAGAUGACUGAAGAGGAACAGUUUGCACUGGCCCUGAAAAUGAGUGAGCAAGAAGCCAGACAAGUGAACUGUCAGGAAGAGGAAGAGGAGGAGCUCUUGAGGAAGGCCAUUGCUGAGAGCCUUAACAGCUGUCAGCCCUCGGACUCCUCUGAUGCAACCCCUCAGUUGUCUGCAGAAGCACUGGGUGUGCGAAGCCAAAGCCAUCCUGCCGAGAAAGAAGGUGCUGAGAUCCUGGGAGGUCUGGCGCUUUGCCCUGACACCCCUUGCUCUGGGUGCAGCUCCCACUCACAGAGCGCCAGAGCUGAUGGGAACGGACAGAUGGAUGUUGCCUGGAGCCCCCUGGUAGUGUUGAGGAGGUUAAGCCAGGAAAUCGUUGAAAGCUCACUAGUAUCCAGCAUAAUCGUGUCUCCGGGGAAGGGCCAGCCUGUGACAAGGUCAAGUGAAAAGCCUUCCUCACCAGCAAAAAGUGAUUCUAGUAACAUGUUACCCAGCACUCUCGGAGAUGACCUCAUCUCUUUGAGUCCCACCUUUGGCAGGGUGGCUUCAGGCUCCCGGCGACUGACACCUCGGAGACUGUUCACAAGCCCCUUCAGCUCUUCCGAAGCAACAGGCCACGAACCAAAAGAGCAGCCCCUGCCCUGCACUGGCCAUUCUGCGGGAGAAGCUGGUGCCGGGAGCUCAGCCACGCUCUGGAAGAGCUGGACCGCAGAACGGUGUAGCAGCCCCAGCAGGAGUAGUGGAGGAGCAGGUACCAGGCACACAUCACAGCCCGGGCAUGCCGCCGAAGUCUGUGUUUCCACAGAGCAAGCAGAGCAGAAUGAGGUGCCCGACAGUACCCCUGAGCUUUGCGUGCUGAAUGCAGCGGAGGAGAAGCACAAGCAGGAGGAGGCGAGAGACACAGUGCACUAUUACUGGGGCAUCCCCUUCUGCCCCAAAGGGGUGGACCCCAACCAGUACACCAAAGUCAUCUUGUGUCAGCUGGAGGUUUACCAGAAGAGCCUGAAGCAGGCUCAGAGGCAGCUAUUGCAUAAGAAGGAGUUUGGUAACCCAGUUGUGCCCAGUUCUUCCUUGAGCCAAAACGAGCUUGGGAAAGGAGAGCAGAUAAGCAGGGAGAACGGGGUUGCUGAUGAUACAGAAGAUGGAGACCCAGAUGGGCAGAAGGAGUCUGAGAGCAUCACCUGGCUCCUCCCUUCAAAGAGAAGGGAAGCAGAGAGUCCAGGGCACAGCAUGGAAGAAGAGAAGAACUCCACUUCCGAUGAUGAACCGACCACCAGCUACUGCCAGGCCUCCCAGGUGCUGCCUGCAGAGGAUGUGUGUGGAGACGGGGAACCCAUGCAAAUUGCACAGAGCAUCUCCGUGUUGACCCCACUUGGCAGUAAAAGGAGCCCAGAUGUUGCCACAGAAAACUCUGCUGAAGAAGAGAUCUCUGUUUGCCCGGAGACCCAGCCAAAUCCACUGGAAGCUAUUGAGGUGGAGAGAGAAGAGCUCUGCUCGGGCAGCAGAGAUGCACCUAUGCAGGCUGGUGGAGAUGAAGAUGCUGGCAGGACUGUGUCUGAGUGCAGUCCUACAGCUGCUGACCGUGUGUCGUGCCCGCUGUGUGACCAAGGCUUUCCAGCUACGGAGAUCGAGCUGCAUGCCAUGUACUGCAACGGCAUCGUGGGAGAGGAGGCUGGCGAGGACAGUCCAGUGCUCACCCGGCGUCAGAGAGAGGCAAGAAGUAAAGCUGCCAGUGGUGAAAGCGGCCCAACAUCCUUAGACAUUGACAAGUGUGAGAAGUGCUACCUCUGUAAGUCACUGGUGCCACUGCUGCAGUAUCAGAGGCACGUGGACAGCUGCCUUCAGGCUGCUAGGCAAGCUCAGGGAACCAGGAGGCUGCGAAGCACCAAGGACAUUGGAAGGCAGGAGAGGGGACUCCUCAGGAUGCUGGAGCUCUCGGAGAGCAAGUCUGCAGGUGCUGAUGCGGGGACCCCCCUCGCUGGACUAGGAGACCAACAGUCCCCUCCUGCACUUUCAGCCAGAGCCAGGGAGCCGGCGGCGGACAGCCCCAACUCCCUUCGGCACCUUCCUUUUGACGUCUCCCCUGCGAAACCUGGCGUCUCCUCGGAAGCCACGGACUGCGUGGUGGACUUGGAGCCGCACGCGGCUCUUCGCUUGGGCAGCCAGCAGCAGACCAAAGGCUGCCGGCGGAGAAAACGCAAGUUCUGAGGCCAGCGGUGUGGCGGGCCCCCCCCAACGGCGCCCCACGCCCUGGCGAGGGUCUGCACGGCACCCUACCCCUGCUUCACCUGCAGCCUUGUUCUCCCAUCCCCCUUUUAUAUGUUUUGUACGACCUGUGCAGGGAGCGCCAGGUGGAGAAGUGACUGUGUGUUUUAUAGGUGCCUGUGCAGCUUUGCUCUCUGUUAAAGAAAUGGAAAUAUAUUUAUGUAUGUUUUUAUGAAACUGCA
This is a messenger RNA of Aptenodytes forsteri (emperor penguin), 2777 nucleotides long. It is a transcript of the gene UIMC1, whose product is annotated as ubiquitin interaction motif containing 1. Bases 94 to 2538 code for a protein of 814 amino acids. NCBI's taxonomy places the organism in Eukaryota, Metazoa, Chordata, Aves, Sphenisciformes, Spheniscidae. The transcript has 13 exons. Gene Ontology annotation, molecular function: histone binding; K63-linked polyubiquitin modification-dependent protein binding. Gene Ontology annotation, biological process: double-strand break repair; positive regulation of DNA repair. The record is from RefSeq and is a predicted model, not a curated record. Gene Ontology annotation, cellular component: BRCA1-A complex.